AUCUGAUCUCACUCGCAACCACGACAGCGAUACUGUCCCUCUGUGGCCUGCGCGGCAGACCGAUCGAGGCACAGCGAAUAAUGAUGCUGGAAUCCGGCCGGUCAGCCGGUGCGGAGGGGCCGUGGAGUUCAGGUACAAAAGACGGAUGGUUGCCGUCUCCAAGCUCUCCAUCAAACGAUCAAUUCCCCGUCAUCUUUUCUUUUGGCAGCUUAGCUUGCCGUCCUUUCUUUUCAUUCAUUCUUUACAUAGCCUAAACCGGCUUCCACAUUCAUUUCAUCCUCACGCUCGUUUUGAUUGUCUUAAAAAUCUAGGCCCAUCAUGUUUUUCAACCCUCGUAGCCUCUUCAAAGCAGCUCUCGUUUCUUUCUUCGCCCUCGAAACGUGUGCUUUGGUCCUCCAGCCUAUCCCACCCACGGCCACUCCUGGUCCAGCAGUAAAACGGAACAAUGCGCCGCCUUCAGUUGAUUUGUCCCCAAUAGAAGACCCUUGGGUUAUGACCCAUGGACACGCUUUGAAGCGUGAGGUGGGGGUCGACGUGUCCUUCGAUCCCUCUAGCCAAAGCAGUUUCUUCUGGGGCGCAUAUGCUGGCGAUCACAUUUAUACAGCAAACUUCACAAUGUCAGCACCGGGAGAUGACGAGUUCAUCUUGCCUGUACAGAACUUUGCGAAGCACCUCAAGUCGUUCAGCUGUGGAAAGCCAGGAGCGCCCAUGGUUCUAACGUUCAUCAACCAAGCGGCUUUUACGUAUGCCCAGAAGCAAUGGAAGUGGGUGGACGAUCAGGACAUCAAUCACUUCAUUCUAGUUACGGAGGCGAACCAGUGCUACCAGGGCAACGAUCGGUCUCCUUGGCUCGUCAGCAGCGUGAAGUUCGAUCAACAGAAGCUCAUGGCCACCGUAACGGCGCAGGAGAAGGAGUGGCACGAGGUCGCGCGGAACUUCCAUCUGCACCUCGGCCAUGAAUACGUCGACCCAGCGACCGCCAAUGUCACACAUCCCCAUCUGAAACGCUCCGACGGCUCGUCCACCAUGGACCUCACCAUGUCCGUCAAGCAGAAGCUGUUCGACUUCGCGAAAGACUCUAGCGACACAAAAGGGAUGGCUCUGCGUGCUGACGGCGAGAUUUCGACCGGAGGCCUUUUGAUCGCGGACUUCGAUAUGGAGACCAGCUGGGGAAUCCCACAGGACGUCAAUAUCAAUAUUCACCCACAGGGCGCCUGGGGCCAGAUUCUGCUCAACAUUGACGCUGAUGGAACUCUCGGCAAGGCGCUGGACUGGGCCCUUACUCCCGAGAUCGAGAUCCCUGUUGGUGCCCUCAACAUUAAGGGGUUGCUCCAAAUUGGCCCCUUUGUGACUUUCGGCGUACACUUCGGAUCCUCCGCCCUCCAGGGAACCGGUACCAUCACCACGGGUGCAAAGGGCACGCUCAAGGACUCCGCCGAGGUGAAGGUGCAGCUCAAGCACCCCGACCAGAACAGCAUCAAGGACUGGGAUCCCACCUUCGAGAAGAUUGAUCCCGCUUUCAGUGCUGAAAUUGGAGGAAAUUUGAGGACCUGGGGUGAGCUCGGUGUCCAGAUCAAAGUUGAGGCUCUUGGACACUGGGGCUACCAAGCCAGUGUAGAUGCCGAACUUCCCUAUUUGGAAGCCACCAUGGCCGGCAAAUUUGACCAGCUCGGCGUCUGCGGCACCCAGAAGACUAAAGGCGUCGACCUCGGCACAAACGUUGGCAUCAACGUGAACCUCAACGCCGGUCCCGCCAACGGUUCGCCAGACUUCCGAAAGGAUCUCUACGAAACAUCGUGGCCGCUCUACACAACCUGCAUCGGUGUUGGUGCUGAUGAUGCAAAGACGCCUGAGCCUACCCCGACUGAAGAGCCGACGCCGACGGAUGAGCCGAUUGAGACGCCGAUUUCUACGGAUGCGGGCGAGAUCACGACCGACCCAGCUAUGCCAUUGACGACUGCACCGCCGAUGGCGACGGGUACAGGAUUGAUGGGGACGGCGACGGGGAGCGCGGGAUGGCCAGUCACAGCCAAUUCGACGUUUUUGAGGAUGGCGCAGAGGCGGCCUACUGCGCUGUACUUUUAAGGGGCACGAAGCGUUGUCUUUAUGACUGCGUGCGGAUAUAUCAGCUUCCCAGGACAUUCAGCUAAGCUGCCGGCAGAUUUAUCUUCUUCUCGGACUUCGGGCAGGGU
Molecule: messenger RNA, 2192 nt
Organism: Trematosphaeria pertusa
Lineage: Eukaryota; Fungi; Ascomycota; Dothideomycetes; Pleosporales; Trematosphaeriaceae
Exons: 3
Coding region: 319-2085 (588 amino acids)
Source: RefSeq, a predicted model, not a curated record